ACUGCAUGUGUUGACAAAAUUUCGCAACAGAGCGGCUCUUAGCUUAAUUGAUUGGCAUUAAAUUUACUAUGUUUGCGCUGUGAUUGAAGUCCGAAGAGUAAAAAAAUGAGUACCAGCAUUGUUCAUUACUACGGCGCCCAGCAGAGCAAGUGCGGCUACUGCGGGGGAACGAAGUGCAGCAUGUCACACGGUAUGCACGCAUAUCUGUUGGCAUGCCAGGACUACCAAGAUCUCAUUGAUCGCGGCUGGAGGCGAUGCGGCGACUACUGCUAUAAAAUGCGCAACAAGGAGACCUGCUGCACUGCCUAUACGAUUAAAAGCAAUGCAUUGAAGUUCAAGUUGUCCAAGUCACAGAAGCGCGUUCUGCGACGAGUGAAUCGAUUUUUACGAGACGGAAAGCGGGAAUUUAAAUUGGACGCGGGAGAAGGAGAUGGGGAAGACGAUGCGUGUGACGCCUCAGGCGCUCCUGAGGUCACUGUCAGCGAGCCGCAACCCCAGCUGCCUGACAAACGUCCAGCUGUUAUCAAUGUGGAUCAGAUUGCGUCAUUGGCGCGGGCUCAGAAAAAGCCGACCAAACUUGUGGCUGCUCCAACGUCAGAGGCUCCUUCGGUUGAGGCUCCAACGCUGGGAUCCAACAAAUCUGCAGCACCGAUCUCAAACAAACCAUGCAAGAAAGCCAAGCAAAUGCGGUUGGAGCGCCGACAAGCCAAGCUGGGUGACACUGCAUCGACAACGACGAAAUCCCUUUCCCAGGAAAAGAGCCUGCGCGAUUUCCUGACGUCCGAUAGCGAGACUAACAAGCAUCAGCUAAAGAUCGUAUUGGUCGCUUCCUCAGACACACAGCGCACUUGUGCCGAUGCAGUGGUCGCGUUGUAUCGCAAGUACCAAGUAACCAUUCACAAUGAUAACCCCGCAUGCAUCACCCUAUCUAGUAUGCAGCGGUUUUUGGUCAAAACACCUCUUAAGAAUGAAAAAUCCUUAGGAGCCCCCGAAAUGGGCUAUGGUUCGUUUCAUCAGCAGUACUGGCUGGACGAUAAGCUGAUUGCUGUGGGCGUUAUUGACAUCCUGCCCAGUUGUGUUAGCUCUGUUUAUUUUUUCUACGAUCCUGACUACAGCUUUCUAUCGCUGGGCACAUAUGGUUCACUUAGGGAAAUUGACUUGGUUCAGUCGCUUGCCGAGAAUGUGCCUGAGUUAAAGUAUUACUAUAUGGGCUUCUACAUACACUCCUGCCCAAAAAUGCGCUACAAGGGCAAGUUGUCCGCCUCAUACUUGCUGUGCCCAGAGACUUAUGAUUGGUUACCACUUACCGAUGCCAUUCGAUCUAAGCUAGACGAACACAAAUACCAACGUUUAAACGCUGAUGCUAAUGCCAGGGAUGUAAAUGAGUUUUUAAUGGAGCAUUUAGACGAUGUAAGGCUGCUUUUGGGUGUUAACAAUUUCACCUACUAUAAGAACUACAACCAGCUGAGCGACUCAGAGAACGAAAUGAUAAUUGAGUACAGCAAGCUUGUGGGAAAAGUAUGUGCCCGACGAAUGCUGUACGUUAAUAUUGUUUAGUUUGUACGUUUGGAAUUUUAGUCAAGUAAAGUUUGUCAUUGAAAUUAUUUACAUUGUUUAUACACCGUUGGCUUUAUUAAAGAUACACUAAGCUAA
Drosophila eugracilis is the source of this 1653-nucleotide messenger RNA. RefSeq names its product arginyl-tRNA--protein transferase 1 (gene Ate1). NCBI's taxonomy places the organism in Eukaryota, Metazoa, Arthropoda, Insecta, Diptera, Drosophilidae. The transcript is spliced from 8 exons. The coding region runs from base 106 to 1557 and encodes 483 amino acids. Gene Ontology annotation, biological process: protein arginylation. The record is from RefSeq and is a predicted model, not a curated record. Gene Ontology annotation, molecular function: arginyl-tRNA--protein transferase activity. Gene Ontology annotation, cellular component: cytoplasm.